AUGCCUCCAAUUACACGUUCUGCCUCCCGUGCACCUAUCACUCCUCAGAAGGUCUUGGAGAAUCUAUCCUUCGCUAGUCCUGGAGGAAGGAGAAGGCCUCACUGCCAGACGUGCAACAAACCCCGCAAAGGUCAUCCGCGGCAGGGGUGCCCGGAAUACCCGCCCCUGGGUAACGCACAGGGCGCCACACUAGUAGACGUCAACCUCGCAGAUGCCCUCAACUCCUUAAAGCUCGACUCGGAGGCUGAGGAUGCGGGCGAACAUUCUCCCCUGUCAGCUGGCAAAAACCCCUCCCGGAAAGCGAGACCGCGGCGAGAGGAAGGAUCCCCCGCAGCUGUAACCUCACGUUCCCCUGUAGGCUUGAUUAUAGCCGAGCUACCCAGGCAUCGCGCCGAGUCCGAGGUCCUCGACCACCACGAUGAAAUCCCAAAGCCGGUUACCCAGCCUUCAGCCUUCGUGCAUUCACCUAUCGCCCUUCCGUCGCGUCGGUCCAUACGCUCCACAAGCAUCAGCGCGCGCGAGGAAUUCUUGGACAGUCUUGAUCGUGUAUCCACGCGUGCACCCGUAUCAGUAUACGCGGUGCCCACUGACCAUAUUGGACAAUUGCGACCAUUCGCGAAGGAGAUUGGCUUUUAUAUGGCGACGGUUACGCCGGAGGGUGAUCCGCGGAGCGGAGAAACCCUGCUAGUCCUCGGCACAGAGAGCGCGGCGGUCGAAGAUGUGUGCGAGAGGAUAAUGAUGGAAGAUGCCGCUAUGGCUCAACGCGGAGGCAGCCAUUGUCUCGCACAAGUUGCUGGGGGUGCAGUCGUUGGUGCGGCAGCUAUAUUCGCGGGAUUGAGUCUGUGA
Messenger RNA from Peniophora sp. CBMAI 1063, 846 nucleotides. Lineage: Eukaryota; Fungi; Basidiomycota; Agaricomycetes; Russulales; Peniophoraceae. The record is from the annotation of a GenBank genome assembly.